CGACCUCACACCCAGAUUUGUCCAUGUUUGGCGUGACGGUGUGGAGCUCGUGAAUAAAAAAAAUGAAGCCUACAUGGAAAGAACGUCACUACCCAUUAACAACCUGAAGCUCGGAGACAUUUCAUUAAAACUCUCCAAAGUGAAACUGUCAGAUAGGGGAUCAUACAAAUGCUUCAGUCCUGCACUUAGUGGACAAGCCAGUGUUGAGCUUGUUGUUGGUGUAGUUUCAUCACUUAUCAUCACUGUAAUGGGAAAUAGUGAGGACAGCAGUAAAGUAGUGUUGCAGUGUGAGUCUGCAGGCUGGUAUCCAGAGCCUGAGCUGCUGUGGUUGGACGGUGAGGGAAACCUCCUCUCUGCUGGACCUACAGAGACCCUCAGAGGUCCUGAUGACCUCUAUACUGUCAGCAGCAGAGUGACUGUGGAGAAGAGACACAGCAACAACAUCACCUGCAGAGUCCAACAGAGGAACACCAACCAGAGCAGAGAGACACACAUACAUGUUCCUGUUGUCUUUGUUGUGUGGAAAUAUCGUUCCAAAUGUCAAGACAGAAACACAAGAACUGAUCAGGUCUUCACUGAGGAGAGAACAGAAACACAUCAUCUCACAAAAGAUGUUGACACUGUCGACUUUAAUAUAGAUCAAGAAAACAUCAAUGCUCGGAUUAAAAAAGAAGAGAAAGACAAAACUGAAUUGAUAGUGGUGGUUCAAUUUUUAAUGGCUCAUAAAUAUGAUUUAGACAAUGAUAUUCAUGAACUUAAAAAGACACUGCGUGAUCUACAGAAACAGCAAAAUGAAAAUCAGAGUCGGCUGGUAAAAAAUAAUAAAAAACCGGCAGACCAAGAAAGCCUAAAAUUUGACAAAAUAAAUGAAGAAGAG
Messenger RNA from Oreochromis niloticus (Nile tilapia), 877 nucleotides. Its product is annotated as putative selection and upkeep of intraepithelial T-cells protein 1 homolog. The annotation marks the transcript as partial. Gene Ontology annotation, biological process: T cell receptor signaling pathway; regulation of cytokine production. The transcript is spliced from 4 exons. The record is from RefSeq and is a predicted model, not a curated record. Lineage: Eukaryota; Metazoa; Chordata; Actinopteri; Cichliformes; Cichlidae. Gene Ontology annotation, molecular function: signaling receptor binding. Gene Ontology annotation, cellular component: external side of plasma membrane.